This is a messenger RNA of Effrenium voratum, 2311 nucleotides long. NCBI's taxonomy places the organism in Eukaryota, Dinophyceae, Suessiales, Symbiodiniaceae. The record is from the annotation of a GenBank genome assembly.
CACACACACACACACUCCCCCUGGCCUUGUUUUGGCAAUGGCAUCCGCGCCCUGACCGCGGUGGCAAAAAACCGGCAAGCGAUGUUGCAAGUGGUCCAUACCAUCGAAGACUGGUUCUAUGAGAGGAGGCCAAAGAUUGUGGUCUUCAGCGCUGUGGGCGGCGAGGGCUUCGCGGUGGCCAGCGCGGUGCUGAGUCAGUCGAGGAAGCCCCAGGUGGUGGCGGUGGUGAAGGAGGAGAACCACGCGAAGGCGCAGGCGCUGAAGUCGCAAGGCGCGGUGUUGGCGCUGGACCCCUUGAGGCAGGACUGGACAGAGGAGGAGGAGCUCGUCGAGCGAGUGGCGGAGGUGCUGAAAGAAUCCACUGGAGCCUACUUUGUGGCAGAGGGGGAUAGCGCCGCGCAGGACCAGGCGGCUGCCAAGGUCUAUGCGGCGGCGGCCUACAAAGCUGGGGUGCGCCACGUGAUUUGGUCCACCAUGGAGGACACCUGCACCAUCGUCGAGCCGAGCACCACGAGUCUGCCGUUAGUGGACGGCUACCGUGUGCCGGACUUCGAUGGCAAAGGACGAGGUGAGAAGUACUUCACAGAAGCUGGACUGAAGACAAUGUUUCUUCUGACCAGUUUUCCCUACGAGGAGCUGGUGGCCUACCCCUUCUGCUUGCCCCACUACAGUCCCGCCGGCCAGCGCCUGCGAGUGAUGCUUCCAUUUGAGGAGCGAGUUCCCAUGAUGUCGUGGAAGGAUGUAGGCCGCCUGGCGGUCUCGAUCUUCCGCUGGGGCUCCUAUGGCCGCACCUCGCUCUGCGGGGACCGCCUCGGUGGGGAGCAGAUCGCUGAGGUCUUCAGCACGCUCUUGCGAGAGGAUGUGGAAUUUGAGUAUCUCCCGGUGGACGCGUUUGAGACGCUGGUGCCCCCGAAGACAACCCGCCAGGCGCUGAUGUUCCGCUACUUCCAGGAGUGCAACGAGGUGGCCCACAAGAUCCGGGAGACGACCACCCUCCGCGAUCCGCUGAGCUUCGCAGCCUUCUGCAAGACCGGGACCAUCCACAUGGGCUCCGAAGGCAACUCCAAAGAGAUCAAGCUCGCGCACAAGCUCGCGCUGCAGCGGAAGCUCAUCGUGGUCUUCGGCGCCACAGGCCAGCAGGGCAACGCCGUGGCCAAAGCGCUGCUCGCGGCCAACUUCGGGGUGCGCUGCGUCACCCGCCGCCCCAACUGCGCGGAGGCCAAAGACCUCCGGGAUCGGGGCGCGGAGAUCAUGCCCGCCGACAUGACCAAGAAGGCCGAGCUGGCCUUUGCGCUGAAAGGGGCCUAUGGCGCCUUCUUCGUGACCUUCUUUUGGGAUCACUUCGACCCACACAUGGAGACGAUGCAGGCCAAGAUGUUCGCCGAAGCCUCGGGCCAUCUGCACCACGCGGUGUGGUCCACCGCGGAGAACACCCGGCAGAUCGUCCUGCCCAAGGAUUCGCGGCUGCCUCUGGUGCACGGCAAGUAUCGGGUGCCUCCCUUUGACGGCAAAGGAAGGGGCGACACGUAUUUCACUGAUUUGGGCGUGCCGACCACCUUUCUGAUGCCGGGGAUCUUUUAUGAGAGCUUUCUCCAUUUCCACCUGGGCCCCCGGCGCAAGCAUCGGGGGAACCCAGACAGACGGCCCGUCCUCAGCCUUCCCAUCAAGUUGAAGCAGUUGCCGCUGGUGGCAGUGCAGGAUGUGGGCCGCAUCGUUGCCGCCAUCUUCCAGCAGCCCAGGGACUAUGUGGGCAAGUACGUGCCGGCGUGCGCUGAGCACCUGAAUGCGGACGAGCUGGUCCAGCAUUUCACCACCGGUCUCAACACCAAAGUGCGCUUCGAAAAAGUGGACUUCAACGUCUACUCAGCGCACAACACCCACGUGCUGGGGUCACGGAUCUGGACCAAGAUCAUGCUCUACGCCAAGUUCUACAACCAGGACUUGCUGAAACGCAGAGACCCGGCGGAGUCCAGGCGCUUGGUGCCGGAGAUGCUGAGCUUUGCAGAUUGGGUCAGCCAGCACCAGCAGGAGAUCGAGACUGUCGCGGAGCCACCCGACACUUUGCCGGACGUCCCGCCUCGCCAUGAGUUGAUGGAUCAUGUGGAGGUUUGAGAUCGGAUCUGCAGUGAGGCCUCGCGAAGAAACACGGCAGCCGCCUUUUGUUGCGGUUGCGCCCCAGUAGUGCCCUUCUCUCCCCUUUUCUGAUCCUCAGCGACCCACGCUGGGAAUGCAGCCAUUCGCACUCGCUUUCUUCUCGCUGCGCAGCUUGCGGCUUGGAAUGAGCCCCAGGGUUCCGGCUGGUUCGAAGCUC